UUUAUCUACUGCGUGGGAAAGGAGAUGUUUUAUCUGAAAAAUUUUCAUAUGUCUAUAGCCUUUUUGUAGGGAAGAAUGAAAACUAAAUGAACAAUGGGGCAAAAUUCUGAACCUAAGCCAAAUUUCUGUUUAAAGGAAAGAAAAUUGGUUUCCUGCUGAACCCGAAAGUACCUGAUGAAAUAAAGUAUUACCAUACUCAAAUCAGAAUAAGAAGGGAAAAAAGCACCAUGUGAUUCGCACUGUUGUUAUAAAAAUAGAGAAAUAAAAUAGGGUAAACAAAUGUCAGAUGAUAAGCACUUGGUUGAAAAUUAUGACCAAGUGUAGGUGAAAGUUUUACCAAAUAUUUUCUUAUGAAUGAAAACUAAAGAAAGAAAAUUGUACAUUAGGAAAUAUUUUAAUAUAAUUUAUUACAUUAUGGUAGUAUGUAGGAAACAUGUAUACUUAUAAAUCCAAUUUCCAUUAUUCACUUUUAUACAAUCCUAUGCCAUGAGAAUAUGAAAAAACUUCUUUACCUUUACAUGCUCAUUUAAGCAAUACUUAUGGGUGGCUUAUAGAUAUGGUAUUUUUUUCUUAUUUUAGAUGUUCAGAUAGUUGAAGCGCUAAUUACAAAAAGCCAAGAACGUCAUGAUACACAUUUGCAGGAUGUUGUAAUUGCCAACAGCAAUACAUCAACUGAGGAGAAAGUUGAAAUAGAACAAGCAUUUCAUUUGAGCUCAAACCAUAUUUCAAAUUCAAUUAUAAAUAGUGAAAAGUAUUUAGGAAUGAGGUGCAAAGAGUUCAAUGUAUGUUGGAAUGCACUUCCUCCUAGGGAGGCUGAUUGGAUGCAUGCUGGAGAGAAAUCUGAUGAGGGUAAUAUAACUGGGAACUUGUGGAAACAUUGUGAGCAUCUUAAUCAGCAUUCCAAGAUUCAUGCUCAGCAGCAGGCUUUUGAAUAUAGUGGACAAUGGAAAUCCUUCAACACAGCGCCAAUAUUAUUGGAACAGAAGAAAGUGUAUGUGGGAGAGACAUCCUGUAAAUUUGAUUAUGGGAAAGUCUUUCAUAAGUCAGAUGUUGUUGCCCAAGAGACAAUUCCAGUAUUAGAGAAAGCUUUUCAGUUUGACAUAUGUUGGAGAAAGUUCUGUGAAAAUUAUGAAUUCACUGAACAGCAGAAAAUACACACAGAACAGAAACCUUAUAAAUAUAGUGAAUGUGAUAAAUCAUUCAUGAAGAAAUUACCCCUUACAAUCCAUAAGAGAACACAUACAGGGGAGAAGCUAUAUGUGUGUAAUGACUGUGGGAAAACCUUUCACAAGUCCUCAAUCCUCAGCAAGCAUCAGAGAAUUCACACAGGUGAGAGACCAUAUGAAUGUAGUGAAUGUGGAAAAACCUUUCAUGAGAAGUCAAAUCUCAGCAGGCAUCAGAGAAUUCACACAGGUAAAAAACCAUAUGAAUGUAAAGAAUGUGGAAAAACCUUUCAUGCGAUGUCAGGCCUCAACCAGCAUAAGAGAAUUCACACAGGUGAGAAACCAUAUGAAUGUAAAAUAUGUAAGAAAGCUUUCAGCCGGAAGUCACACCUCAGCUUACAUGACAGAUCUCACACAGGUGAGAAACCAUAUGAAUGUAAAGAAUGUGGAAAAACUUUCUAUUGUAAAUCACACCUCAAUGUACAUCAGAGAACUCACACAGGUGAGAAACCAUAUGAAUGUAAAGAAUGUAGAAAAACUUUCUACCAUAAAUCAAAUCUCAAUGAACAUCAGAGAACUCACACAGGUGAGAAACCAUAUGAAUGUAAAGAAUGUGAAAAAACUUUCUACCAUAAAUCAAAUCUCAAUGAACAUCAGAGAAUUCACACAGGUGAGAAACCAUAUGAAUGUAGUGUGUGUGGAAAAACCUUUCACUGGAAGUCACAGCUCAGCAGGCAUCAGAGAAUUCACACAGGUGAGAAACCAUAUGAAUGCAGUGUGUGUGGAAAAACCUUUCACAGGAAGUCACACCUCAGCAGGCAUCAGAGAAUUCACACAGGUGAGAAACCAUAUGAAUGUAGUGAAUGUGGAAAAACCUUUUAUGAGAAGUCAAACCUCAGCAAGCAUCAGAGAAUUCAAGCAGGUGAGAAACCAUAUGAAUGUAAAGAAUGUAGAAGAACUUACUCCAGUAAAUCAUGCCUCAGUGUACAUCAGGGAACUCACGCAGGUGAGAAACCAUAUGAGUGUAGUCAAUGUGGGAAAACCUUCCACAGAAAGUCAUACCUCACCAGACAUCAGAGAAUUCACACAGGUGAGAAACCAUAUGAAUGUAGUCAAUGUGGGAAAACCUUUCACAGGAAGUCAAACCUUACCAGACAUCAGAGAAUUCACACAGAUGAGAAGCCCUAUGUAUGUAAUGAAUGUGGAAAACCUUUUCAUCAGAAGUCAAACCUCAGCAAGCAUUGGAGAAUUUACACAUGUGAGAAUCCAGAUGAACGAAAAGAAUAUAGGAAGCUUUUCUACAGUAAAGCAGACCUCAGUGUACAUCAAAGAACUCACACAGUUGUGAAACCAUAUAAAUGUAAUGAAUGUACAAAAUCUUUCUACCAGAAACCAAGCCUUACUAGUCAUGAGCACACUUCAGGAUGCAUCAGAGAACUCAUGUAAAAGACAAAACCUAUGAAUGUACAGCUGUCUAUUCAUAUCCACAGGGGAUUGGUUUCAAAACUUUCCAUAGAUACCAAAAUCUGUGAAUGCUCAAGUAUUAUAUGAAGUGGUGAUCUAUUGUGUAACAUUCUGCUGCACAAUUUAACAUCAUGUCUAGAUUACUUACAUUACUGAAUACAUUAAAAACAAUAUAAGUAGUUGUACUUUUUUGGUA
Molecule: messenger RNA, 2823 nt
Organism: Galeopterus variegatus (Sunda flying lemur)
Lineage: Eukaryota; Metazoa; Chordata; Mammalia; Dermoptera; Cynocephalidae
Product: zinc finger protein 883-like
Exons: 2
Coding region: 762-2609 (615 amino acids)
Cellular component (GO): nucleus
Source: RefSeq, a predicted model, not a curated record